GACGAGCCCCACACCACAUCUACUACGUGCAUCGUGCAUGGCCGUGAGUGAGUGAGAGAUGGGUUGAUUAGAUAGGGUUCUCACUCGCUCACUCACUCACGUCACGAGCCUCUCGCUCUCCACACAUACUCCGAUACUCGUGCUAACCAAAGAACGAGACUAGCUAGCUCUUAUAUAUACCGGGAAUCUUCAAGAGCUCUCACAAGUCACAAGUGCUAUUUCGAUCUCCUCUCUCCGUCGCGCGCACACACACUAUCCUUUCGUGAAGCUCCCGAGCUCGAUCGGCGACCGAAGCAAUGGCGUCCAUCCGGCGGGAUCUGCUCGUGGCGCUCUGCGUGGCGGCGCUGCUGGCCGUCGGGUCGGAGUCCCACGGGCUGGAGGACUUCGGCAACGAGGGGAAGACGGAGGCGACGCCGGAGAUGGCCUCCUUCUUCGGCGCCAAGCCCGAGGCCGCCGUGCUCCCGGAGGCGCUGGACAACUCCAAGGCCGCCAAGCCGGAGGCGGCCUCGGCGAUGCCCACCACCACCAACACCAGCGCACGUCAGUCCCCGCCGCGCAGAUCCGUGGCCGUGGCCGCCGGUGUGGCCUGCGGCGUCGCGGCACUGGCCGUCGUCGGCGUGGCAGUCGCCGUCGCCUUCGUGGUGCGCGCCAGGCGCGGCGAGAGGCGCGAGGCCGAGGUCCAGCUCGGCUAAACCGGCCACGAGCCCGGCUUGGUUUGAUUAGGGGCUGCUCGUCAGUUCGUUAGCGUCGUGAUUCGCGUUUAGUUAAUUGUCUGUUUAGUUUGAUGAUGAUUUCUUCCUUCCGUUCUUCCGCUGUUCGUGCGUGUGUGUGUGAUGGAGAUUUGGGGAGCUACGGAGCGGCACGCUGUAACAUAAAAAUAACGCUUCAUUGGCAUGCAUGUUACUACUAGUACUGUGAUGUUUA
Molecule: messenger RNA, 924 nt
Organism: Hordeum vulgare subsp. vulgare (domesticated barley)
Lineage: Eukaryota; Viridiplantae; Streptophyta; Magnoliopsida; Poales; Poaceae
Exons: 2
Coding region: 297-692 (131 amino acids)
Source: RefSeq, a predicted model, not a curated record